ACUCAUUGGACGGUGGUCAUAACAACAUGGCCGUCAGAAAACACUCUUUUUAUUUUAACUGAAUUCCAAACUUCAUAAAGUAGUUGGUUGCGUAAAUUGUACCAUUAUUCAAUAUUUUAAAUAAAAACAAAGAAAUCAAACGUAAUAUUUGAAGGAAAUAAAACCUUCACGAUUUUUGUGUAAUUCAUUUCUGCUGAUUUGUAAAAAUUUCAAGGUUAUACUGCUCCGUUUAACCUCAACAAACUCACGAAUCAAUACAAUAUUGAUCUUGUGGAUUUAAUCGAAUAAUUUUGGCCAUCACAAACGCAAAAAAUGGCAUCAGCAGCCAUGUCGCCAACGGAGGACGACGAGUUGACGCUUCCCCGGGCCUCGAUCAACAAAAUGAUCAAAGAGAUAUUGCCUCACGUCCGAGUUGCCAACGAAUCCCGCGAACUUAUUCUCAACUGCUGCACAGAAUUCAUACAUCUGCUCUCAUCUGAAGCGAACGAGAUCUGCAACCAGAAACAAAAAAAAACUAUAAAUGCUGAACACAUACUUCAAGCAUUGGAAAAGUUGGGUUUCGGUGAUUACAGCGCCGAAGCAGAAGCCGUUCUCAGGGAUUGCAAAGCUGUUGCAGCGAAGCGUCGACGCCAAAGCACGAGAUUAGAAAAUUUAGGAAUACCAGAGGAGGAAUUAUUGCGACAACAACAAGAACUUUUUGCAAAAGCCAGAGAAGAACAAGCAGUCGCCGAGCAACAACAGUGGCAACAACUUCAGGCUGUCGCCCAAAUGGCAUCCAUGCAACAAGUUGACAGCGAACAAGAGGAUUACUCUUAGAUCUUCUAACGAAAGAAAAAAAGACCCAUUUUUGAAAAGGCACGAAACUGUCCUGGACGUUCAAUGAUUUUUGUAAUAUCGUGACAGUCUCUCAACAUGUUCCUGGUGCUAAUAUUCAGAUGGUGGAGUUCGCAUCACUGGAAAGUAGCCCAUUUUAUUCAUAUCCCAAUAUUUCUGCCCAUUCAGGUGGUCACAGACUUGAUUUUUUUUCAACUAUCUCUUACAAACUCAAGGAUCACAUUUAAUUAGGAGAAUGUGAUUAAUUUGAAUACUACAGAAUGGAACGAAGAUUCUUUGUUACUUCCAAUGUUGCAAUCUUCAAUAUCUAAUAUUAUGAAGAAAACGAAUUUCAUGUACCGCGAAACAUGUGAAUAUUCGAGAGAAAGACAGAUCCGAACACAAAAUGAAAGAAGCCCAAUUUAAAUCGAAAAGUAAAAGCUUGUCAAUUAAUUGAUUCAACUUUUUGAGGCUCAGUGGAGAAUCUCCCGUUGGGAUUACUCGCGAUAUGAUAUCUCGAAGUUCUCUGGAUAAACUUUACCUCAAUCGAUGAGUUGAAUCGACAGUGACGAAAAAUUCCAAUCGCAAUGGUGUAAUGUAAGAAUCGGACGAUGCCGUUUCAUGGCAUGAGCCUUCCGUAUUCCAGGGAAAGAUGACUUUUUUUUAUGGCCUCCAUUACUUUCGAAACAUAAUGAUACCUGGAGAACGAAGAGGAUUUUAUGUAAUGUAAUUAUAACACCAAUGAAAUUACCAGGAAGGAAAUAAUUGAAUAAAUUCAUGGAUUAGUUUUUUUACAAUA
Molecule: messenger RNA, 1612 nt
Organism: Venturia canescens
Lineage: Eukaryota; Metazoa; Arthropoda; Insecta; Hymenoptera; Ichneumonidae
Gene: NC2beta
Product: negative cofactor 2beta
Exons: 2
Coding region: 313-816 (167 amino acids)
Biological process (GO): RNA polymerase II preinitiation complex assembly; negative regulation of transcription by RNA polymerase II
Cellular component (GO): negative cofactor 2 complex
Molecular function (GO): RNA polymerase II general transcription initiation factor activity; TBP-class protein binding; protein heterodimerization activity
Source: RefSeq, a predicted model, not a curated record